Messenger RNA from Trypanosoma theileri, 1560 nucleotides. RefSeq lists its product as uncharacterized. The coding region runs from base 1 to 1560 and encodes 519 amino acids. Lineage: Eukaryota; Euglenozoa; Kinetoplastea; Trypanosomatida; Trypanosomatidae. The record is from RefSeq and is a predicted model, not a curated record. The transcript has a single exon.
AUGAAAGUGCGGCAUUUUGUGAAGAUCACCGUUGCUGUGGCCAUCGGCUACGUUGCCUAUCGUGGUAUGCGAAGUUUUCUUCGUAAUGAUAUCACACUGAGUCUCACGGAGGUGGUGCACUUACUUCCGAGUGAACGCACUAUUGAGAUGGAUGAGGGAACGGAAGUGCAUGGAGAGAUUCAGUGUGAAACGUAUUUGAUGCGCAGUUACCGUUUUCUUAUGAAAUUAACAGCAAACGUGAAGGGAGACAUAGUUGUGCCCAACACUAAAGUACGAUCUCGUCAUCGUGUCAUGCAUGCAACAGAAAAUGGUAGCUAUCGAAACUUGACACAUUCUAUUGGGAGUAAAAAACGAGAUGGUUCUCCCAGCAUUAUUGUGACGAACUUAAAUCCCAUGGUUGAUGGUUGGGAACUUGCAAGCAGUGGAAAUCUAUGUUUUACUCCCGCAUGUAUUGGAGAUGAAGUCCUAUUAUGUUAUGAAGGAACAGUUAAAGCAGGAACGAUGCCUAAUGCGGUGGUAAGAAAUUGUUAUCUUCACCCAGAUGAUACACCAGGCCUAAAGAGACUCGUAUUUGAUCUAGUCGUCUAUGAUGUUGUACACGCCGUGCGGGUAAAUGUCAAGUUACCCAAUCACUAUUGUGAUGUGGUGGCAGUUCAUACGAGUGGUGUUGGUCGUGUUCAUCAGCCCAAUCCACGCAAACCACAUCAUCUCAUGUGGGAAAUUGGCACUGUUGAUGAGACGACGUGGAAGGGUGUGAAUUCACUGGGGCCUGGUGUAUUGCCAGAGGCGCGACUCGCCCGUCGUGGAUUUACGGAUGAUGAUUUAGCCGAAGCCGCACUGCGAAGCAACAAGGAGAUGGAUGGUAGUAGUACGAUGGGGCAUACACACUUUAUAUCCGAUACUGCAGAGUCUCGAUUUGAGGAUACCAUGGAUCGUGACAGUAAAAAGAACAAAAGCAGUUCAAAUGAUUACGAUUUAGGAACUGGUAUGAAUGCUAAUGAAUCCAGCAGUAGUAUGCCCUUUCACCGUGAACGAUCUGGGUUACCAGAAGGUACUCAUCUUCUUAUCGCCAACUUCAUCCUUGUCUUUGAAGAGCCUGAUGGAAUGGAAUAUGACUACGUCUCCAGUGACUCGGAUGUAGAUAAUAUGGAUGAUGAACUCACUUCACAUGAAGUGCAUAACAGUAAAAAGCAUAAAGACGGAAGAGAAAUGUCUCCAACUCGUGGAGGAUCUACCAAAAAGUCUGCAAAACGUGAAGAACGUGCCCGAAAAAAACAACAACUACGACAACGUAGUGUUGAUUCCAUUCUUACCUCAGGAAGAGGGGUUUCCACAUAUCUGCCAGAAGUUGAAUUUUCAUACAGUAUCGCUAGUCUCGCCUCUGGAAUGACGAUACGAAAACUCCAAACAGUGAGUGAGCGACCUAAUUGGGUUCCACGCUCUUUACUUGAUUCUUGGCUGCUGCGAUGGAUGAUUCCAGGUAUUCAUAAACUACGAUUAGGGAAAUAUGCUCACUACACCACGUGGUUCGUACAGCCUGUUGUCAUUUCAACCCUCUGA